UUGAGAGGUGUCACAUUUAGAGAGGUUCCGCCAUAUAUAAAGAGAGUUAUUUUGGUGGAUGUAUUUUGCAGCUGGAUUUACAUACUGAAUUCAAAUAAUUAAAUAUUGCAACAGUUUCGCUUUCAUACUUUCACUUCCACUCUCAAAUUUACCGCCGUUGGUAAUUCUGAUUAUAUUUAGUCACUUGCUCCCCAUUGUUUAGCCUCUUUUUUGUAUGUAAACGAUGAAAACAAACAAACCCUGUUGUUCACUUAGUUCGAAAUUUCCGCCAUAUUGUAAAGCCAGAGCUGCGAUAGCGCGGGAACUAAUUGCAGAAAAGAACUAGUUAUUGGUUCAUUUAGUCUACAUUUUUUUUUUUUAGUACGAUAAAUAAUAUCUACGAUGACCAGUUUGUUUAAAAAAACAAAACAUGAUAAGGAGGAGACUGAGUUUUUCGAAUCAGUGUCAAAACAAAAAGGAAAAAAGAUGUUACCGGUCACCUAUCCAUCAAACCAUCCAUCCGGUAAUGACAAUACACACCGAUAUUAUCCAAACGCGCCGAGAAAAAAGGCUUUUACCAGCUUCUUCACUUGGCAACGAAAACGACCGACAUUGGUGUUGAUCCUGACCUACAUUUGUGUGUUCACUAUCGGUGCAGCUGCAGGGUUUAGUCCGUUUAUUAAAGAAUUUGUCAACAGAUGCAAUGCUGAUCGAGAUUAUGCUAAUCAACUGAGUACAUUGUUAGCAAAACAAAGGGAGAUGAUCAUGAAGCAACAAGUUCUACAAACGAAUAUAACGCAGCCAGUUGUAGGUCCUAACACGGGUGCUCUUGAACCAUGGUUAAUUGACUUAUUGAAAAAAAUAAAUCAACAAGUGGAGAAAAGUCAUGUUCAGAUCAAGAAAGCUGUAGGCAAAGACGACAAUGAUAUAGUGUUGACGUGCAUACGAGGUAACGUCCAAAUAACAACCGUACAUCAUGGCGGCAUAAAAGCUGACAAAGCGAGCACAGAAAAAGUAAACAAAUAUUGCAACCAGAACAUUAAGAUGUCUCGAUUAACUCAACGUUGCAUCGUCAGUUUAAAAUCCGUAUUUCAAUCAUCGUUUGAGAACUCGAUUACUGAAAUCACUUACGUAUGCGUGAGUAGAAGCACAAAAUAAGCGAGACAACAACAACAACAGAAUUCAUCUAUUUUAUCCUUAAAUAAAUAUAACGGUUAAAGAUGCUGAAGACUUUAAUUUAAAAAAUAACGAUGCGUCAGUUGGAAAUGCACCGACAUGUCGGAGUUGAGAAGAAUAUAUAGUAACCAUGUCGUGAUUUUCCUCGCGCAACUUAAACAGAUUGGAAGAAAAAAUUCUACAAAACAGUUAUUAAAAUAUUUACCAUUUAUUAAUUUACCUAUAUCUAUAAAAUAUUUAAAUACAAAGUUUA
Molecule: messenger RNA, 1408 nt
Organism: Hydractinia symbiolongicarpus
Lineage: Eukaryota; Metazoa; Cnidaria; Hydrozoa; Anthoathecata; Hydractiniidae
Exons: 6
Coding region: 382-1137 (251 amino acids)
Source: RefSeq, a predicted model, not a curated record